CGGUAGUGACGUGGACGCACAUUUCCGGUGGUGUGCCACCAGUGCGAAUGCUGGAAAUAAAACAAAAUUGGGACAGAAUUUUAACGUUAAGCUAUGUAGUGUGGACGUGGGCGAUUUAUCACAUAUAAACGCAACUGAGGUAAGAAACCAUACUGAAUGUUUUCCAAAAAUUUCAGUGUAUAAUAGAUGGAUAAGUUUGUAACUCGGCACAGAAAAAGAUCUGCUGUUGAGGCAGAUGAAUGGAAAACGGAGGAAACGUUCAAGAAAUACAAAGAGGAAUGUGAGGUGGAAGAGGAGUUUUCUCAUCCCAUCCCCUGGCAGAAGAUUGAGGCAGAGGGACUGGACUGUGACUACAGUUUGCUGUUUGACAAAGAGGAGGCUGAUCACCUUUUUAACCAGCUAGAAGAGGAGGUGGAGUAUUUUACAGGUGACCAAGCUAAACUACAAGUGUAUGGAAAGUCUUACAGUGCUCCAAGAAAGCAAGCAACAUAUGGCGACGAAGGACUGAUGUACUCUUUCUCUGGAGUCCAUCUCCUGGCUAAACCAUGGACUCCCACUUUGGAACGCAUUCGAGAUGCUGUUACCAGGGCAACAGGCCAUUCAUUCAACUUUGUUUUAAUAAACAGAUAUAAUGAUGGUCAUGAUCACAUUGGAGAGCAUCGGGAUGAUGAACAGGAACUCGAUCCUGCCUGUCCUAUUGCCUCUGUAACUCUAGGGGCUGCCCGUGACUUCAUUUUCCGUCAUAAGGAUGCACGGACUGGUUCUAGCAAACGUCAGAUUGAGCCAGUCAAGCUGGAGCUGGCUCAUGGGAGUCUACUGCUCAUGAACUAUCCCACAAACACAUACUGGUAUCACAGUCUUCCAGUCAGGAAAAAGGUCAAAAUGCCACGCAUCAACCUCACUUUCAGACGCAUAGUGAAAAACAGACAGAAAACUGGCAUUAAAAUAGAGUGAUAGUUCUUUUAGCAUCUUACCAGGUACUGAUGUGGGUCAUGUUAGUUUUUCUUUCACAACAUGUGUGAAAGCUGUGUAAAAAGUUAGUAAGCAUAUCUCACAUUAACACAUCUGCAGUGAACCCAUGUUGGGUUUUAGCACACUUACACUAUCAGUUUCACUUUCUUUUCACAUCUUCAUGUUAUGAUUUAGUCUUCAUGUUUUAGGAUUAAUUUGUCAUUAAACUGUCCAGUAAAAAUUGUACUGUUAUCUCAGAAAAUCAAGCUUCAAGCUCAUCUUUGCUCUUCAGAGCAAAUUCAGGUUUGAUAUUUGGCAACAAAAUGCACUUUCAAGAGUUUUCAAAGGAAAUAUUUUAUUUGUUUUCUUAGAAAACCAAUAAACUACAUGUGGAAUAAAUAGGUUAGACACAACCAUACUU
Messenger RNA from Carassius carassius (crucian carp), 1372 nucleotides. Its product is annotated as DNA oxidative demethylase ALKBH2-like. The record is from RefSeq and is a predicted model, not a curated record. The coding region runs from base 187 to 954 and encodes 255 amino acids. Lineage: Eukaryota; Metazoa; Chordata; Actinopteri; Cypriniformes; Cyprinidae. Gene Ontology annotation, biological process: DNA repair. The transcript is spliced from 4 exons.